Didymella exigua CBS 183.55 is the source of this 729-nucleotide messenger RNA. RefSeq lists its product as uncharacterized. The transcript has a single exon. The coding region runs from base 1 to 729 and encodes 242 amino acids. The record is from RefSeq and is a predicted model, not a curated record. Lineage: Eukaryota; Fungi; Ascomycota; Dothideomycetes; Pleosporales; Didymellaceae.
AUGCGUCGACUGAUUGUCCCUCAUGAAGACCCAAGCUCUCCACUCGGAACGACCAUAGAUGUGGAUUUCCCGAGGGGGCCUGAACUUACAUGGACUGACUUCCACCCCGAGCUUCACGGCUCCAGCGCCCUCCCAUCUCCACAAGACAGAAUAUCCUCAGGGCCGCAAUGGCGACGCGUCGCUGACGAGAUUGACGAUGUCCGUGCUCGCUUCAUCAACCACAACCCUAUAGGCUUCCACCCCAGAUGCAGCAGCGUCGAUCGCUCAGCGGUGCUCGUUGUGUACAACGAAGCGCUGGUCAAGCUUGAGCAUGCAUCCAACAUCGACGCUAUCAAGAUAUAUCUUGAGGUGAAAACCAAGGUCUCGACAAUCCUCGAUCUCCGGGAGGCAAAACCAGACGACGCGGUGUUUUACAUCAAAAGCGCGUUCCUCAGCCCCCUGGAGCCGCACUACGCGCAGCCCCGGCUGGACUACUACGACCGCGGCUUUAGCGACGGAGACGAUAGCUUCUACCGGUCAGGCAUUGGGAGGCUGGUGGAGUGGAGGAAGGGAGGCUGGCCGAACAUAUAUCCUGCAGAGGCGGUCGAGCGAGAGAUGAGAGAAAGGGAGAGGAGGGCAAGCAUGUCCCUGAUAGAGAUCCACGGGGACGAUCUGUUGAAGGCACAAACGGCGAAUCCGUUGGAUUGGGGCGAGGAAGUGGAUGCUGAUUCAAACAGACCGUGGAGGUAA